Messenger RNA from Gossypium raimondii (Peruvian cotton), 2349 nucleotides. RefSeq names its product exocyst complex component EXO70H1. Bases 285 to 2177 code for a protein of 630 amino acids. Gene Ontology annotation, biological process: exocytosis. NCBI's taxonomy places the organism in Eukaryota, Viridiplantae, Streptophyta, Magnoliopsida, Malvales, Malvaceae. Gene Ontology annotation, molecular function: phosphatidylinositol-4,5-bisphosphate binding. The transcript has a single exon. Gene Ontology annotation, cellular component: exocyst. The record is from RefSeq and is a predicted model, not a curated record.
GACUGAAUUUUAAGUCUAACAUUGCAGGCAUAUUUCUUCAAAUGGCAGAAAUUUCCAACUUAGUUGGUCAUAUAGAAUUAGAAAAAAAAAAAAAAAUUUUGAUGUAGGGUAUAUAAGACAUUAAUGUUUCUUGGCAUUUUGAAAAUUUGAGAUUUGCCGUUACCCAACGCUCUAUAAAUUCCCCACCCACUCAUUCAUCAUCUUAAAUCCCCCAAACAACCUAGAGAAAGCUUGCGAAACAUACACAGCUUCACCAUACCUGCCUCUUCCUGCCCAGGGAAGGAAUGAAGAGCCUUUGUUUCAGCCCCAGGACGGCUUCCUUGUCCAUCUCUCGCCAAUCCAACUCACCUUCGCUAUCUAGUACUGCUCGCCGUAGAUUCUCCCAAUCCGAGAUCGAGCAUGCCAUCGACGCCGCUGCCGCAAUCAUCAUGAAAUGGGAUGCCGAAACGUCAGCUUACGCUGGAGUUACCUCUCUUUUCCACGAAAGCAAGAGAGAAGCCAUGCAGUUCACAAAAUCCGUCAACGAGCUACAAGAUAUCAUGCAUUUGCUGGUUUCUGAUCAAGAUUCCGGUUCGGAAAAGUUCAGUCAGGCUCAACGUUUGAUGCAGAUCGCAAUGAAGAGGCUUCAAAAAGAGUUUUACCAGAUUCUGUCGACGAACCGGGCGGAUUUGGAUCCGGAAUCCGUUUCCACCCGGUCAUCACGGACUUCCACAAGCAUGUCGGAUUAUGAUGAUGAUGGCUUGCCGGAUGAUGAGAUUCGCCCCGCGGGGGAUUCCAUCACUGAGUUAGAGGAUGUUUCUUCUACGGCUAUGUCGGACCUGAAAUUGAUAGCAGAUUGCAUGAUCGCUUCUGGUUACGCUAAAGAAUGCAUACGAGUAUAUAAAAUUAUUCGAAAGUCGAUUAUCGAUGAAGGCAUUUACAAGCUGGGGAUCGAGAAACUAAGCUCGUCUCAGGUUAAUAAAAUGGAUUGGGAUGUACUCGAUUGGAAAAUCAAGAACUGGUUAGAUGCCGAGAAAAUUUCGUUGAGGACACUUUUCAAAGGAGAAAGAAUCCUCUGUGAUCACGUCUUUUCUUCGUCGGAUUCCAUCAAAGAAUCUUGCUUUGCGGAGAUCUCAAAAGAAGGCGCCACGCUUUUGUUUGGAUUCGCCGAACUCGUCGCCAAGGCUAAGAAAUCGCCGUUGGAGAAAAUGUUCCGUGUUCUCGAUAUGUACACGGCUAUUUCAGAGGAUUGGCAAGAGAUUGAAACGAUCUUUGCUUUUGAAUCAGUUUCAGCCGUCCGAUUGCAAGCUAUUAACUCGCUAGUUCGACUCAGCGAGUCAGUCCUGUCGUUGUUGACGGAUUUCGAGUCUACAAUCCAUAAGGACUCCUCCAAAGCGAUGACUCCAGGCAGUGGUCUGCAUCGUUUAACGAUGUACUCGAUGGAUUACCUCACUCUCCUUGCCGAUUAUGGUAACAUCCUCACUGACAUUAUCUCGGACUGGCCACCACCAGCGAAGUCAUCGUUACCGGAAUCUUUCUUCGACAGUCCGGUUUCCGACGAUUCUCCGAGGCCUGCGAUCUCCGUCCGCAUAGCGUGGCUAAUCCUCGUCCUACUCUGCAAACUCGACUGCAAAUCAAAGCAUUACAAAGACGUCUCAUUAUCGUACCUAUUCCUAGCCAACAAUCUCCAACAUGUAAUCUCCAGAGUCCGUGCAUCCAAUCUCAUGUAUUUACUGGGCGAGGAAUGGAUAACGAAACAUGAAGCCAAGGUGAGACAGUUCGCGGCGAACUACGAGCGGUUAGCUUGGGGCCAAGUGUUCGCAUCAUUGCCGGAGAAUCCAAUGGCUUCGAUGACCGGCGGGAAAGCUAAAGAAUGUUUCAUGAAAUUUACUUCAAGCUUUGAAGAUGCAUACAGUAAGCAGUGUUCUUGCGUCGUACCCGAUCUGAAACUGCGAGACGAGAUCAAGGCUUCAAUCGGGACAAAAGUCGUGGCAGUGUAUAGGGAGUUCUAUGAUAUGCAUAAAUCAACGGUGGGAGAAGAAAGUAGCGAGAAAUUAUUCGUCCGAUUUUCGCCUGAAGAUGUAGGGAAUUACUUGUCGGAAUUGUUCUUUGCGACGGUUAGUUCGGGAAGUUCAUCUACAUCUUCUUCAACAUCGUCUCAUCAUCAUCGGUAUAUGCGCUCACUCUUACGAGCGUAGAGUUUGUCUUUUCUUCUUAGGAAAAAAAAAAGUUAUGGAGAUUUUAUGUUUAUGUAAUCCUCAAUAUCCUUCCGAGGUAGUCAGAUACGAUUUUUUAACGAUAUUUUCUGUAAAUGGUCUAAUUCCUGAUUUUCAUGUCCUCAAAUAUAUGCUUUACCAAUCAUUUCAUUCA